Messenger RNA from Metarhizium album ARSEF 1941, 417 nucleotides. RefSeq names its product Mediator complex, subunit Med9. Gene Ontology annotation, molecular function: transcription coregulator activity. Gene Ontology annotation, cellular component: mediator complex. The coding region runs from base 1 to 417 and encodes 138 amino acids. The transcript has a single exon. The record is from RefSeq and is a predicted model, not a curated record. NCBI's taxonomy places the organism in Eukaryota, Fungi, Ascomycota, Sordariomycetes, Hypocreales, Clavicipitaceae. Gene Ontology annotation, biological process: regulation of transcription by RNA polymerase II.
AUGGCGGCAGAACAACACCCGCUCGCUCUGCCGCCGAACCUGUCCCCAGACGACCUCGAUGCGCUUUCGGAGCUCUCUAUAGUCCUCGCCAAGGUUCGGGCUAGCAUCCAGUCCUCGACCGGGCUGACCGCCGCCACCGGUGUCACACCCGGUGGUGUCAGUACACAUGGGCAGCAGCUCUCGUUCAAGGACGUUCCUGGCGCGACUGAUGGCUUGAAGCACAAGGUGCAGCAUGCGCGAGCCCAGGUUCGUGCUCUGCCGGACAUGAACCGCUCCAUCGAGGAACAAAUCCGCGAGAUUAAGGAUUUACAAGCUCGGAUCGAGAAGCAGCGCGCACUGCUGGAAACUUUGCGCGAGGGAGGUGUCAGGUUCGGCAAAAGAGACGACGCAACUAGCGUGGAUAAAAUGGAGACAUGA